AUGGGUCAACCUCAAGAGCACACUCAAGACCCAGCGUCACAAUGGAAACCCUCCUGGGCGUAUCUCUUUACAUUCUGCAAUCGUCAACACCUCCCGAUCAUAGGAAUCGGAAUUGUCGCAGCUUUUAUCUGUGCUGCAUUUCGUACAGCUCUCGCAGUGGUUCUCGGUCGAAUGUUCCAAGUCAUUUCGGACUAUGGCGCUGGAUUGUCGGGCACACCAGACACCAUCCUUCAAACCUCACGACUGGGUAUCAUAAUCUGCUGCCUCGGACUAGGGGCUUUUUUCGGCAACACAAUUCUCUUAACGAGCUGGGUGGCCUUUGGUGAACUUCAGGCAAAAGUUGCGCGAGAGAGGAUAUUUGGGAGGCUGCUUGCCCGAGACAUGAGCUGGUACGAUAAGCAGGCGGACGGCAUACCCGGCCUCCUCGUCAGAAUCGAAACACAAAUCCGAGAACUACAGACUGCGACGUCCCAAGUCCUUGGGUUUCUUUCCACUGAGGCCGUUACCUCGAUUGCAUCCUUUGCCCUCGCCUUGGGCUUCUCCUGGAAGCUAACACUCGUGCUUAUUGCUACCGUACCAUUGGCAGUUAUUUCUCUGGCUUUGAUUAACCGGAGACUUCAGUCUGCAAUUGCUCAGCAAAAUCUGCAUCUCGCCGAUGCUUCCAAACAACUUCACGCCUGCGUCGCCGCAAUAGACCUAGUCAAGGUAUUCAACGGGUGCAGCCAAGAGAUCCGGGCGUACAGUAAGAUCAUGGAUGCUUCUGUAGACCAGUAUUUGGUGCAAGCCCGCUGCAACGCUCUUCAGAUAUCUGUCACAGGGGCCUGGGUCUCUUUGCUCUUCGUUGGCGGCUUCUGGUUUGGUCUUUGGCUUGUGACGAAAGAGGAGAACUCCGCGACGAUCAUCACAACAUUCUACGCUACCCUAACAGCACUAGGGGGCAUCUUCAACGUGCUUCCCCAGUACGUUGUGCUUGCCAGGGGCAUAUGUGCAGCUCAGAAUCUCAGGCAGAUAAUACGAGGACCAUUGGCAGAGGGCCCACAAGGAAAGCCUGCUGCCGUUCUAAGUCCCAAUUUUUGUGUUGGCGAAGUGCAAGUGAAGCAAGUGAGCUUUGCAUAUCCAUCUCAACCACUCAAAAUGGUUUUGGAUAGGUCUUCUUUCUAUUUCCCCGCCGGUGAAACCCGAUUCAUACUGGGGAGUAGCGGCUCUGGGAAGAGCACGUUGGGUAGCCUCCUGGUCAACUUAUACGAGACUCUCCCGGGCAAGAUAUUCAUCGACGGACGACCACUCGAGACACUGGACAAGGAAUGGGUGCGGAAGAACGUUACCCUGGUUCAGCAAGGCAGCCAACUUUUUGACAACACAUUCCUCUGGAACGUUGCCUUGGACCAGUCGGUAACAGCAGACUCCGUCAGAGCGGCAUGCGACAUGUCUCUUCUGCAGUCCACUCUCUUGUCUCUGCCCUGUGGAGUCUACACGAAGAUUGGCCCAUCUGGGCAUAGGCUCAGUGGUGGGCAGACCCAAAGACUUGCACUGGCACGAGCUAGACUUAGAGAUUCGCCGGUUCUCAUAUUAGACGAAGUCACUAGCGGUUUGGACCGGGGAAGCACGCUCUUGGUCAUGGAGGCAACCCGAGCUUGGAGAAGAGGUAAAACGACAAUCAUCAUCACACAUGAUAUCUCUCAGAUUGAACAAGAUGACUAUGUAUACGUCAUGGACCGUGGCCGUGUCGUCGAGGAAGGCAUCCGUGGCAUCUUAUCCCGGGAUCCCCACGGCCGAUUUGCGACUUUUAUCACUCACUCAAGUGAGAAACUCGAUCAUCAAGAAGAAGACACAGGGACUGGACGCAACUUCUCUUACGGCUGCUCGAUUUCCCCUCUUGUUGGUCAACCAGUCCAUGAAAUGACUCAACAGGCUGACGUGGAUGAAGGACAUCGAUGGUUGUUGCGGAGAACACUUUUCGGAGCAGCUUCAUUUUCGACUGUUGUCUGGAAGGGGGACAAAAGGCAUACCGCAAUUGAUCACAGACUCGAUAGCCCGAUCUACCAUCAUAAAAGCCAAGGUCCGCUGAAGCCCCCCAUCCAUACACCAGAAUGGGGCAUGAUUCCAACUGAUUCUACUGCACAUCGGUGGCGGCCAAGCAUCGAAACUGUGCAGACUGCGGGGAAAAUUGUGCAGAGUGCCCGGCAAAAUAGCACUGCACGCCGUCGGUGGAAGCCCUGUGAGCUCGAUUGCGGCAUGGACGAGGAAGUGCAUUCGUGCAACCUAGAGCAUAAGAGGACACCAGGUGAACCGCCAGGCUGCGAGAUCAAGUCCAUCUGGACAGUCAUCUUAACAAUAUUGCCCAACUUGACUUGCAAAAACAAGCUCAGGCUCAUUGUGGGCUUGGUGUUUUGCUCCGUCGCUGCAGGUUGUACGCCGGUGUUCUCCUUUUGCUUUUCUCAACUUCUUGCGACAUUCUGGGCUGCUGAAAACCAAGUGACCGCUGGCCGAGAAUGGGCCAUCUGUCUAAUCAUGGUUGCCAUCAUAAGCGGGGUGUCUAUAUUUCUAGGACGGUACCUUAUGGAACACGUUGGUCAGGCUUGGGCAAAUGCUCUUCGUCUGGAAGCCAUGAAGGGUGUUUUUCGACAACCAAAGUCAUGGUUCGAUGAUUCCAAAAACUCGGCAAGCGACAUUGGCGAAUGCUUGGACAGACAUGCAGAAGAGAUGAGAAACCUGGUUUCGCGCUUCAUACCUGUCGUUGCUAUGGUCGUAGUGAUGGCUACCAUAUCGAUCACAUGGGCACUGUCGAUCUCGUGGAAGCUCACAAUGGUGGCCCUGUCCAGUUUGCCUGUCCUUAUAACUGCUUCCAUGGGCCUGUCUAUUGUCGGAACUAAGUGGGAAGCAGUUUGCAACGAGGCGGCAACAGAGGCGGCGUCGGUCAUGCAUGAAACGAUCACCAACAUCAAUUGUGUCCGGGCUCUCACCCUGGAAAGGCACUUUAGCGAGAGGCAUGCCCAGUUAGUCAAAUCGACAUAUAGACUCGGGCUACAGAGAGGGCUGUACUUGGGACCGCUCUUCGGUCUUAUUCAAUCCACCGACUUCUUCGUUGUUGCACUCGUAGGCUGGUACGGGAUGUAUCUGACGGCCCAAGAAGCCGAAAUGUCACCAAACAGCCUCCAGCAGGUGGCAAACCUUCUUCUUUUCUGCAUUGGCCAGGCGACCGCCUUGAUGCAGAUGAUGCCUCAAGUAUCAGCAUCGCAAGCCGCGGCGGCUCGUGUGCUCUUUCUCGCGACGCUCCCAGACCCAAGCUGCCCGUCAAAGGGUGACCCCGGUCAGCCAGCAUCGUUGUUCCCCAUCAUAAUGCGUAAUGUUGAUUUUGCCUAUCUUUCGCAGCCCUCGCACCAAAUCCUGCGGAGUGUCAACUUGGACAUUGGCAAUGGGAAGUGUGUGGCGAUAGUGGGACCAAGCGGGUGCGGCAAGAGUACCGUCAUGUCUCUUCUCAUGAGGUUGUAUGAACCCUAUCGGCUGCAUUCAACAGACGGGAUCGAUUCGGGCCAGCUUACGUAUGGAGGUGUGGCGUCGGACCAGAUAUACGGGGAGCAGUUCUACUCGCACAUCUCUUAUGUGCCACAGACGCCAUAUCUCUUCCCUGCGACGGUAGCGGAUAACAUUGCAUACGGCUUGGCCGAAGCCUCACCAUUGCGCCAUAGGAGCAAUGUGAGAAGGGCUGCGCGGGAGGCGGGGAUCCAUAACCUUAUCGUCUCCCUUCCCCGGGGUUAUGACACCGUCAUCGGCGACGGCGGUCAGGGCCUCUCUGGAGGGCAGUCACAGCGAGUCUGCAUAGCCAGGGCGCUGGCACGACGGCCGCGGCUCAUGAUCAUGGACGAGCCGACGAGCGCCCUGGAUAGCUUGUCAGCAGAAAGGAUUCGAGAGACCAUCGCUGGUAUCUUGGCAGGCGCGGAGGAUGGUGGAAUGAGCAUUGUGGUUGCAACCCAUAGCAGGGAAAUGAUGCGUAUAGCUCAACAUAUCAUCGUGAUGGAAGCUGGCCGCGUGGUAGAUGAGGGCAGCUUUGAUGAGCUGCAGCUCCGCAGCAAGGUCUUUUCAACUCUCAUUCACCACUCAUGA
Colletotrichum graminicola M1.001 is the source of this 4104-nucleotide messenger RNA. RefSeq names its product ABC transporter. The transcript is spliced from 3 exons. The record is from RefSeq and is a predicted model, not a curated record. Lineage: Eukaryota; Fungi; Ascomycota; Sordariomycetes; Glomerellales; Glomerellaceae. The coding region runs from base 1 to 4104 and encodes 1367 amino acids. Gene Ontology annotation, cellular component: membrane. Gene Ontology annotation, molecular function: ATP hydrolysis activity; ATP binding; ABC-type transporter activity. Gene Ontology annotation, biological process: transmembrane transport.